Thrips palmi is the source of this 1625-nucleotide messenger RNA. RefSeq names its product pancreatic triacylglycerol lipase-like. The transcript has 8 exons. Gene Ontology annotation, molecular function: lipase activity. The coding region runs from base 91 to 1524 and encodes 477 amino acids. NCBI's taxonomy places the organism in Eukaryota, Metazoa, Arthropoda, Insecta, Thysanoptera, Thripidae. The record is from RefSeq and is a predicted model, not a curated record.
GAGGGAUCCAUGCCGUCCUGCCCUGCUCGCAACCGCAGUCUGCUCUAUUCCACCUGCACACUCGUUCACCGUUCCUGACAGUUUCCGAACAUGAAGUCGACCCUCUUUUGUCUCUGCGUCGCGGUACUCGUAGCCUCGGCCUUGGGCGGGAAGAACCCCAAUCUGGAGAUCAGGCUCGACAGCGUCUUGAACUCGACCGGCAAAGCGUUGACCAGUGACGAUUUCUCCGAGAUUCAGUUUACUCUCUACACCAACACCCGGAAUACCAGCUACCCGAUCGCCGAAGCCAACGCCCUGCUGGCAGACCCCGCCUUCGACGCCGGCAAGCCCACCGCCCUCUACAUGCACGGCUGGUCCGAGUCCAACGACAGCGAGAGUGUGGGUGCAGUGUCCAGAGCGUUCCUCCGGCGGGGGUCGCACAACUUCGUCCUGCUGGACUGGAGCGAGUACGUGAAGGGCGACUACAUCACCUCGUUCGUGCGCUGCACCGCCGCGGGCGAGGCCGUGGGCGCCGCGGUGAACCGCAUGGUGGACGCCGGCCUCGACCGGGACACCUUCUGGCCCAUCGGCCACUCCCUGGGCGGCCAGCUCUCCGGCGUCAUGGCCAAGAGCCUCGACUUCAAGCCCAGCAGGAUCACGGCGCUCGACCCCGCCGGGCCGGGCUUUAACCUCCCGGGGAUCCCUAGCCUGACGCGCGACGACGCCGUCGUGGUGGACGUGAUCCAUACGGACGCCGGAGUCAGCGGUUCCUCCUCCAACGACGCCACCAUCGACUUCUGGCCGAACGGCGGCACGCGGCCCCAGCCCGGCUGCAACGUCGGCGAGACGAAGCUCGCUGAGGCGCUGCUGUACUGCGGCCACCGCCGGUCCUGGGAGUUCUUCGCCGAGUCCGUCAACGACGAGACCGCCUUCCCCGCCGUCAGCUGCCGCUCCUGGAGCGCCUUCAAGAAGGGCCUGUGCCCCGCCAACGACUCCAACGUCGUGUACAUGGGCUUCCCCGCGCCGGGCGCGUACCUCACGGGCACCUUUUAUCUGCGGACCGGCCCUGAGGAGCCCUUCGGUCUUGGCGUGGACGGGGCCCGGCCUGACAGUGGGGAGAACCUCGACGCCACGACGACCACCGACGCUUCCGUCACCGACGCCCCCACCACCGUGUGGGCCACCACUGAGGCCCCCACCACCGAGUGGCCGUCCACGGAGGUGCCCAUCACUGAAGCCCCCACCACUAGCAACGCCCCCAUCACCAACGCCCCCACCACCAACGCCCCCAUCACCAACGCCCCCAUCACCAACGCCCCCAUCACCAACGCCCCCAUCACCAACGCCCCCAUCACCAACGCCCCCAUCACCAACGCCCCCAUCACCAACGCCCCCAUCACCAACGCCCCCAUCACCAACGCCCCCACCACCAACGCCAACAGCGUCGUUUCACAGUGUGCGGCUGAAGCGGCCAGUAACGGCCUUGCUCGGUGGCUCACUGUCAUCGUCUGCGGCAGCCCGUCCGAAUCUCAAACCUCGGCAUGAAAAGGUCUGCCGCCAGACCAGGCACUUCACUGCAAACGGACUUGGAUGAAGAAGAAAACGUUUUUCCAAUGUGCCAAUAAAUUCAUUUACAUUCAGUUGAA